Patella vulgata (common limpet) is the source of this 1330-nucleotide messenger RNA. Its product is annotated as failed axon connections homolog. The transcript has 6 exons. Gene Ontology annotation, cellular component: cytoplasm. The record is from RefSeq and is a predicted model, not a curated record. Lineage: Eukaryota; Metazoa; Mollusca; Gastropoda; Patellidae. Bases 106 to 855 code for a protein of 249 amino acids.
CUGAUAUAGACAUUCGGGUAUAUCAAUAGAAGAUAUUUUCAUACAGUUACGAUUCAUGAGCCCAUAGAAGUUAGCGGGAACAUCUUAUAAGCCAAAGGGUGAACCAUGGCCAGCAACAAUCAACAACCGUCAAUAGUUAUAGAACAAAUAGGGCGUGGACCUUAUGCCCCUAGUCUUACACCAUUCGCUAUUAAACUGGAGACCUAUAUGAGAAUGGCCAAACUUCAAUACACGAAUUCGCAUCGUAGAAAGAGGUCAAAAAAGGGCAAAGUUCCAUUCAUAGAAUUUGACGGACAAGAAGUCAACGAUUCUAGUUUAAUUAUAGAAUUCCUGAAUGAAAAACUCAACAUAGAUCUGAACAGUCAUCUGACUCCUUCAGAACGAGGCAUAGCUAGGGCCUUUCAGAAAAUGGCGGAGGAAAAUCUUUACUGGUGCUUAGUUUUACACAGAUGGAUAUACGACAAUAGAGACUGGAUAAUGAAACUAGUAGGUGUACCAAAGAUUAUGGCCUGGAUACCGGUUAGACUGGUGAAAAAACAAGCCGAGGGACAAGGUAUCGGUCGCCAUAGUUACGAAGAAAUGGUACGAAUUGAAGAAGGCGAUUUGAGGGCCAUGUCGGAAUUCUUAGAUACCAAGCCAUUUUUCUUUGGUGAUAAACCAUGUGAGACAGACUGUGCUUUAUUUGGACAGUUAAGUCAGCUGAGAUGGCAGUUACCUAAUACGAAGGGCGAAUAUUUUGUGAAUGAAAAGUACACCAAUCUUCGAGAUUAUUGUGAUCGAAUGAAAACGACAUUUUGGCCUGAUUGGGAUGAUUGCAUUACACACGGAGGAAAAGUCAAGAAACCAAAAUCAUAACUACCAGGAAUGGUGCCAUUAAAAUCAUGUUUGGUGGGGUCAAUGUAUAUUGUGUACUAUGGUCUUUUUGUAAUUUGGGGAAUACAAACUAAAGGGGCAUUAUGUUAGAUUAGAUAGAGAGCUGAUAGUUAGAAAUUAGAUAAUGUAAAAAAAGGGAAUAUGCUGAAAAUUUCAGUCAAAUUACACCACACUGAGAAAUCUUCAUUUCAAUAAGACUGUAGCCCCGAUUGUCAUUUUUAUCGAUGUUAGGAUAAUAAACAAAGUUUCGAUUAUCCAUUUUUACGAUUAAUCGUCAACCGCCGUUGAACCACAGAUCGGAUUCAAAUUUGUUGAAAAUCGGAUCCAUUAGAUGGCAUUGAGAGUUGAUUAUGGUCUUUUCUCGUUAAUAAAUUAUGUCUAAUUAAUAGUUUAUAUAACAUUUCAGGCAGAUAUAGCUUUUGUAUAAAACGUGUUUAAUUAUUUUGUGUGUUGAUUU